CUCCGUGUUACGGUGACGAAGGAACGCAGAAAGAGGACAGCCUGGACACACUACCAGACUCCGAAAGCUAUUAACAUUGUUUGGGCCGUUAAGGCAGUUGGCGGCAAAUCGCCGACCCGCGGCGGUUGCGUCGCAGCCUGAAGCGUGCCACGGAGCACGCUCCUUCUCCGCUCCUCCAGUCAGAAAGCCCGGCAACGCGGCGGGGCGCGGCAGGACUACAACUCCCAGGAGGCUUUGCGCGGUCAGGGCGCUUUACAAUAGAAGCUCGGUCGAAGAGGCCGGCGGAGAGUUGCCGGAACUGCUGCUUCCGGCAUGUUCAGCUCAGAGAGAAGAACGGCGGACAAGUGGAGGGUGAGGGAGAGACUUCAGUGCCCAGCGGGCCCUGCGCAGGCAGCGCUUGCGCGAUGCGCGGACGGGGGGGCGGUCGGGCCAUUUAAAUGUGUGUUUGUGGGUGAAAUGGCUGCGCAGGUCGGAGCGGUGCGCGUAGUACGGGCGGUGGCGGCGCAGGAGGAGCCGGACAAAGACGGGAAGGAGAAGCCCCAUGUUGGGGUCUCGCCGCGGGGAGUGAAGCGGCAGCGCCGCGGGAGCAGCGGGGGGUCUCAGGAGAAGCGGGGGCGGCCGAGCCAGGACCCCCCUCUCGCUCCCCCUCAUCGGCGGCGUCGCAGCCGCCAACAUCCCGGGCCGCUGCCGCCCAGCAGUGCCUCCCCGAGCGUCCCGGGCCCUGUGGAGCCUCUGCUCCUGCCGCCUCCGCCGCCACCGUCGCUGGCGCCCGCCGGGCCCGCUGUCGCCGCCGCACUCCCGGCCCCCGGCACCUCGGCCCUCUUCACCUUCUCGCCGCUGACGGUGAGCGCGGCCGGGCCCAAGCAUAAGGGCCACAAGGAGCGGCAUAAGCACCAUCACCACCGCGGCUCCGAUGGAGACCUGGCCGCCGGCGUCCCGGGCGAGCUCAAGCACAAGGACAAGCAGGAAAACGGAGAGAGGAGCGGAGGGGCGCCUCUGCUGAAGGCCCCCAAAAGAGAAACAGCAGAUGAAAAUGGUAAAACCCAGAGAGCUGAUGAUUUUGUCUUGAAGAAAAUAAAGAAGAAAAAGAAAAAGAAACAUCGAGAAGACAUGCGAGGAAGACGCCUUAAAAUGUAUAAUAAGGAAGUACAAACCGUCUGUGCUGGCCUGACACGCAUCAGUAAAGAUAUUCUUACCCAAGGACAAAUAAAUAGCACUUCAGGAGUUAAUAAGGAGUCCUUCAGGUACCUGAAAGAUGAACAGCUGUGCCGAUUAAAUUUGGGCAUGCAAGAAUAUCGGGUGCCCCAGGGAGUACAAACACCUUUUACGACUCACCAGGAACAUUCAGUUCGUAGAAAUUUCUUAAAAACAGGUACUAAAUUUAGCAACUUUAUUCAUGAGGAACACCAGUCCAAUGGAGGUGCUCUUGUCCUUCAUGCUUACAUGGAUGAACUCUCAUUUUUGUCUCCAAUGGAGAUGGAGAGAUUUUCUGAGGAGUUUCUUGCUUUGACAUUCAGUGAAAAUGAGAAAAAUGCUGCUUACUAUGCUUUAGCGAUAGUGCACGGAGCGGCUGCUUAUCUCCCAGACUUCUUGGACUACUUUGCUUUUAAUUUUCCCAACACUCCAGUGAAAAUGGAAAUUUUGGGCAAGAAAGAUAUUGAAACAACCACCAUUUCAAAUUUUCACACUCAGGUCAAUAGGACAUACUGCUGUGGCACCUACCGAGCAGGUCCAAUGCGGCAGAUAAGUCUUGUUGGAGCAGUAGAUGAAGAAGUUGGUGAUUAUUUCCCAGAGUUCCUUGAUAUGUUGGAAGAAUCACCAUUUCUGAAAAUGACUUUGCCCUGGGGUACACUUUCCAGCCUCCGACUACAGUGUAGGUCCCAGAGUGAUGAUGGGCCUAUAAUGUGGGUAAGGCCAGGAGAACAGAUGAUCCCUACAGCAGAUAUGCCAAAGUCACCCUUCAAAAGACGACGAUCAAUGAAUGAAAUAAAAAAUCUCCAGUACCUACCUCGGACCAGUGAACCCCGUGAAGUCCUCUUUGAAGACAGGACAAGAGCUCAUGCUGAUCAUGUAGGGCAGGGGUUUGACUGGCAGAGUACGGCUGCUGUUGGGGUUUUGAAAGCUGUACAGUUCGGUGAAUGGAGUGACCAACCUCGCAUAACCAAAGAUGUGAUUUGUUUUCAUGCUGAGGAUUUUACUGAUGUUGUACAGAGACUUCAGUUAGACCUUCAUGAACCUCCAGUUUCCCAGUGUGUACAGUGGGUGGAUGAAGCGAAACUAAACCAAAUGAGGCGGGAAGGCAUUCGCUAUGCUAGGAUUCAACUAUGCGACAAUGAUAUCUACUUCAUCCCUAGAAAUGUCAUUCAUCAGUUCAAAACAGUGUCAGCAGUAUGCAGCUUAGCCUGGCAUAUAAGGCUCAAACAGUACCACCCUGUUGUAGAAGCUACUCAAAACACAGAAAGCAAUUCCACCAUGGACUGUGGUUUAACUGGAAAGCGAGAAUUAGAAGUUGACUCCCAGUGUGUGAGAAUAAAAACUGAAUCUGAGGAAACGUGCACAGAGAUGCAACUUUUAACAACUGCAUCAUCGUCUUUCCCACCUCCAUCAGAACUUCAUCUACAGCAAGAUCAGAAGACUCAACCUAUCCCAGUGUUCAAGGUGGAAAGUAGACUGGACUCUGACCAGCAACACAAUCCGCAGGAACAUCCAAGCACUCCUCUGUGAUAUGUACAUAUUCAAACACAUUUUUUAACUUUUUUAAAUUUUGAUGUGAAGUUAUAGUUUUAUAACUGGCUUAAGUUAAGUUUUAUUGGAGAAAUCUUGCCUAUAAUUCUAUAAAGAGAAAUGACAUUCCACAAAUGUCAAGCAUAUCUUUUUUACACAGAUUAUGCAAAGCUAAGAGUUGUAUCUUAUCCCGUUAGUACAGUAUGUAAUAGUGGGUCUGCUGCUACUUUCUGUUUUAAGGUGUGAGGUAACAAUUCAAUCUCUUCUUAAAAUCAAAACAAGAAUUCUCUGGAAUAAUAGAUUCUUAUUUGGUAAAUCAUUCACUUCCUUAUCUUGCCUUGUCUCGCCAUAUUUGCUUUAUAUGGUAGAAAUCAGAUUUAUGGUUUAAUACUUGUGUCUUCAUGGCACACAGUAAUUUUCCACAGUAGGAAUGGCAUUGGUUGCAGGAAAGAGCUUCUCCAUCUGGUACAUGGGCAAGUAAGUUAUUAGUUCCAACCAAAAAGAACAAGUAGUUUCUAAAGAAAAUUUAGUAGUUCUUUGGUUUCUUAGCAAAAGAGAAAGCACAGCACUUUCUGAUCCAAACUGUCUUUAUGUCUGUUAUUUAAAGCCCAGUGGUAUUUUAAUUAAAAACAAUUUAAAGAUGAAUAGUCCUUGGUAAUUCAUUAUCCAUGGUUCGUUAAGCUUUUCUAGAAUAUGGAGAUAUUUUGAGCAAAAGAGAUAAUGGUGACCUGAUAGUUUAUUGGUCUGCUUCCUAGUAUCCUUAUAUUCCUGUGGAUACUUUUGCUUCCUAAACUUGUAACAGGUAUCAGAGUUAGAAUGAGAUCAGUCUGCCUGAUGAGGGCUGCCGUAAUUUAAGCAUCAAACUUAGGAGAAACUAUUCUUGUGAUUGGCAUCAAUGUCUUCUUGAGUAUCUACUUUUGAAACACUUUACAAUUUCAUCUGAUAAAUAGCUGUGUUUAUUUACCUGUUACUCUGUGUUGCCAUUUUCUAAUAAAUAGGACACUAGACUUUCAUCCUAGAGUUUCAGGUAGGCUAAAGCUUAGUGCCUGAAUAUUUUUUUUUCCCCCUUUUUUUCAAACAGGCACACUUCAUAUAGGUAGUGUGGUCUUUCUAUUUUUAAAUGUUAAUGUAAUACACAUAUACUUUCUUUUAGUUAAUAAUACAGUAGGCGUUUUGUUUAUUAAAGGAAGAGUACUCCCCACACCUAAGACCAGAUUCUUGUAUCUACCUGGUUACAGUGCAAUUUGAUUUUUUUUUUCUGGAUGGUGAGAUUUGAAAUAUUUGCAUUAACAUAGGCAAAAAAAAGAUGCUGCUUUAUUAUGUCUGCCAUCAUGAAAACAGCUGCAUCUUUUGAAAUAUCAAAUAUGAAUUUUCUCUAAAAUAUUCUGAAAUAGGUUAAAUCUUAUAUAAAUAUUACUUUGUGCAAUAUUGUUGUGUAGUUAAAUGCAUAUUAGCAAAGUAUAGAGGUCACUGUGUAAAUCGAUAGAAAAGUAACCAUCAGCAAAUACUACAGUGAUUAGUUAGAAUCUGUAUUAUUCCUUAUAUAUAUGUAUAUGUAUGUAUUCUCUGUUACAAAGGAUGAAGACAAAUAGGGAAAAAUUUCAAUGUAAACCAUUUAUGAAUUGGAAGUGAUGUUGGUUUUAGUUAUCUUUGUAAAUAAGGUCAUUAGAAUGGUAUGAAAGGUAAUGUGAUUAUUACAGGGGUGUUUAAAAUCCUGUGUAUAAAUUCUAGGGUAAAUUCUAGUUUGUCAAGACUAGUUUUUAAGGGAUUUUUGAGGGUAUUUUUGUUGUUAUUUUUGUGGGGAAGGGGUUUAUUACAAAAUGUAUGAGUUUGGGUUAUUUUGUAUUUUUAUUUUUCUGUCCAGAAGAAUUUCAUAGAGCUUUACCAGGCUGUGCAAAGAAGAAUUCUUCUUAGGCAACAUUGCUUUAAAAAUAAUCACGAAGAGAAAAAUUGUUAAAACAAAAAAAUUUUAUUUCUGUUUUUCUUGUCUUCCAAGACCGAUUUCCCCCAUCUCCCACUUGCCAUCCAGCAGAUGCCAUCUGUCAUCUAAGCUGGUCAUUACUAAUAGACAAGGAGACUGUCUCCUGACAGCCAGCACUGUGUAUAAUCACUCAGGAACCAGCGGAUCUGCAAAGACCUACAAUCAAAAGCAAAUCCCAUUUUCUUUUUCCAAAACAUUCUACCCUCACCUCCAGUAUAAACAUAUUAAAAGAAUAUAAAAAUGUUUAAAAUCAUGUACUAAUGAUUCAUUGUAUAUUAGAUUACAAUAGAAUGGAAAGAAACAUUUAGCUAGUAAUGUAUCUGGAAACUCUGAAUGUCCUAUGUGAGUAUUAGAUUUUGAUAGCAUGCUUUAAAGACUGAUGAAUAUAAAAGCAGAAGUUUUGAGUUUCUUACUGCUUUCAAAACUGUAUCCUAGUUCAGUGAUACAAAUGAUUGCAACUUUUCUAAAUCAUUAAAUUAUUUGGUUUGGUGGAGUGAGGCAUGGAGCAAUCUGGCAUCCUCUGAUUUGUAAAGUAGUGAUGGCAGUGAAGUUGUAACUGAAAUUUAAGCUGAUCUUCCUUUUUGGUAUAUUACCUGUUGUGCCAACUCUUGAGAUUACUUGCAGAAUGUGGCUAUAAGUUUUAGUACUUUGUGGAUCAGAGGGAUAUUUAAAAAAUACACCAAUGGAAAAGACAUAAUAAGUGAAUAUUCCUAAUAGCAAAUAGAAUGGUUUUAUGGUAACCAUUAAAAAGGACAAACGUCUUCCCCUGCCCCAGAGGUCAUUCUAUAAUUAUUCAGAUAGAGUAAGAGUAGGAUUAUGAUUCUGAUAGGUAUCCCAAAUUCAUAAAGCAAUAAUAAUAACUUCAGUAUUGGUUCCCUCUUCCAAAGUUUGAACCCUUUAAAAAUGAAUUCCUAAACUUAAUUGUACUUCACUUAUUCAGUCCUUAAAAGUUUAACUGGUGCAUUAUUUUUACUUAAAGAUUUUUGGAAAGUGCCCUUUCCCUUCAGAGUCGGUUGAACUAUCAAGUUGACUAAUAUUACAAGCUCUUAAAUACAAUUAAUUAAAUACAAUUAAUUAAAUACAAUUAUUUGCUAAACUUGAGGAAAAGAUGUGUCAUCAGUCUUAAUAGGCAUAAAGAUCUCAACCGACUGGAGAAACUUUGCUUAUUGCUUUCCCUAUAAUAAAUAUUCUCUAGAAGGAAAGUUAAUACAGGAACAA
Nannospalax galili (Upper Galilee mountains blind mole rat) is the source of this 5923-nucleotide messenger RNA. RefSeq names its product round spermatid basic protein 1 (gene Rsbn1). Bases 313 to 2724 code for a protein of 803 amino acids. Lineage: Eukaryota; Metazoa; Chordata; Mammalia; Rodentia; Spalacidae. The record is from RefSeq and is a predicted model, not a curated record. Gene Ontology annotation, cellular component: nucleus. The transcript is spliced from 7 exons.